Diabrotica balteata is the source of this 477-nucleotide messenger RNA. The record is from the annotation of a GenBank genome assembly. Lineage: Eukaryota; Metazoa; Arthropoda; Insecta; Coleoptera; Chrysomelidae.
AUGUGUAAUAAGGUAGCAAUUAAAAAAAACAAAGAACUCGGUCGAGGUCAAGGUCAAGGUCAAGGUCGAGGUCAAGAUCGAUGUCAAGGUCGAGGUCAAGGUCGAGGUCAAGGUCAAGGUCGAGGUCGAGGUCAAGGUCGAGGUCAAGGUCAAGGUCGAGGUCAAGGUCGAGGUCAAGGUCAAGGUCGAGGUCAAGAUCGAUGUCAAGGUCGAGGUCAAGGUCGAGGUCAUGGUCGGGGUCAAGGUCGAGGUCGAGGUCAAGGUCGAGGUCAAGGUCGAGGUCAAGGUCGAGGUCAAGGUCAAUAUCGAUGUCAAGGUCGAGGUCAAGGUCGAGGUCGAGGUCAAGGUCGAUGUCAAGGUCGAGGUCGAGGUCGAGGUCGAGGUCAAGGUCGAGGGCAAGGUCAAGGUCAAGGUCAACGUCAAGGUCAAUGUCAAGGUCAAGGUCAAGGUCAAGGUCGAGGUCAGGGUCAAGUUUGA